UCCCAAAUUUGACUGUAGCAACGGAAGCACUUUCUCUACAGCCCGGAUGCUAAGCCUUCAACAAAAAGAACCAAGGAACAAUAAGGAAGAAAGUGUCCAUAACCGGGUUUAAAGACAGCAACGCCCUGGCUCCUAUAUCGUCGUAGAAACUAAACCACAUUGGCAACGUCUGUAUUUUUGGUGUUUUGGUCUGCAAGCAAACGGAAAAACGAAAUAGGAUCGGGCAUCAUCAAGCACCAGGAAAGAAGAACUUUGCCUGCAUGUGAAAGCACAAGUCUUUUCAGCCAACAAUGGCCAACAAUGCAGAGGAUAUUGAGAACAAUAUGGCAAACGAGGCUCCCCGGCCCUCGGAGCCUGAGGUGACUGGGGUGAGGUCCCGAGGGGGGGGAGGAGGAGGAGGAGGAGGGGGGGGGGGGGUCGGAGAACACAACGGCCAGCCCCCUGCCGCCGCCGCCGCGCCCCCCCCCCCGCAGGUGGUGGAGAACGAGGACGACGAGGACGAGGAGCUGACGCUGAAGUACGGGGCCAAGCACGUCAUCAUGCUGUUCGUCCCCGUCACGCUCUGCAUGGUGGUGGUCGUGGCGACCAUCAAGUCCGUCAGCUUCUACACGCAGAACGAUGGCCAGAGACUCAUCUACACACCCUUCCCUGAGGACACGGACACGGUGGGCCAGCGGGCCCUCAACUCCAUCCUGAACGCCACCAUCAUGAUCAGCGUCAUCAUAGUGAUGACCAUGGUGCUUGUACUGCUCUACAAGUACCGCUGCUACAAGGUGAUCCAGGGCUGGCUCUUCCUGUCCUCCCUGCUCUUGCUGUUCUUCUUCUCCUAUAUCUACCUCAAGGAGGUGUUCAAGACGUACAACGUGGCGAUGGACUACAUCACGCUGGCCGUGCUCAUCUGGAACUUCGGUGUGGUGGGCAUGAUCUGCAUCCACUGGCAGGGCCCCCUGCGGCUGCAGCAGGCCUACCUCAUCAUGAUCAGCGCCCUCAUGGCCCUCGUCUUCAUCAAGUACCUGCCUGAGUGGACCGCCUGGCUCAUCCUCGCUGUCAUCUCCGUCUAUGACCUGCUAGCGGUGCUGUGUCCUAAAGGGCCUCUGAGGAUCUUGGUGGAGACGGCCCAGGAGAGGAAUGAGCCCAUCUUCCCAGCCCUCAUCUACUCCUCGACCAUGGUGUGGCUGGUCAACAUGGCCGACACCGACAGACCCAGGAAGAACUCUGGUUCCGCCUCUCAGCCUGAGAGCCAGGCCCCAGCCACAACCCCAGCCUCAACCCCAGUCCCUGCCCCAACCUCAGCCCCAGCCCCGGCCCCAGCCUCAGCCCUGGCCAGUCCCUCCGAGGAUGAUGGUGGCUUCACCUCCAACUGGGUGGGGCAACAGGAGCACCAGCUGGGCCCGCUCCAGUCCACUGACGACACAAGGAGAGAGGUCCAGGAAAUGCCCUCCGCCCGCCCCCCCAUCGACGACGACGACGAGGAGAGGGGUGUGAAACUGGGCCUGGGAGACUUCAUCUUCUACAGCAUGCUGGUGGGCAAGGCCUCGGCCGCGGCCAGCGGAGACUGGAACACCACGCUGGCCUGCUUCGUGGCCAUCCUCAUCGGCCUGUGCCUAACCCUGCUCCUUCUGGCCAUCUUUAAGAAGGCCCUGCCCGCCCUGCCCAUCUCCAUCUUCUUCGGCCUGGUCUUCUACUUCGCCACGGACAAUCUGGUGCGGCCCUUCAUGGACCAGCUGGCUCUCCACCAGUUCUACAUCUAGCAGGAGAUCUCUUAGGAGAGAGAGAUCUCCUAAGAGAUACCCCCCCCCCCCCCACACACACACACACACACACACACGCACGCUCAGGCCACACACACCAGAGCCCCCCCCCCCUCCCCCUGACACUCCCGGGUCAAAGGACAAUGUAGGGGGCUCAUCCAGCCCCCCUCUGAUGAACUCAUGGACCAGAGCUGUUUUCAUUAGUUCUGUCUGUAUCUGGGCUUGGAGUGGGCCCCAGCCUGCCCCUCCUCCAUCCUCACAGCAACUCUUGUGCUUAACCAUGAUGAUUGAUUUUAUUUUAUUUUUUCAUCUCGAGUGAUGACUUUAUCCUGUAAAGUUUCUGGUUGCCAUUGUCAUCAGACGGGAACUGGGUACUGGAGGGGGGGGGGGGGGGGGGGGUACUGCAACACAGAGUUGUCGUGGCAAUGGUCCUGGGCACAUUUCAGAGACAGACACCGAAAUAACUUCUCACCUGACGAGCACCCUCCCACCACCACUCCCCCCUCCGAGAGGAAGUCCGAAUCAACACGAUGUUUAAGCCUUAGAGACGCAAUUAUGGACUUUAAUGUGACACGAUGUAUUCUAUGAUGAUAAUGAGGAUGACGAUACUGGUUAAUGUGUUUGAAUUGUGUUUGAAAUGUCAGUAGAGAGAGAGCUCGCUUCGUCUAGCUUUCGAAGAACCGAGUCUUUUCACUCACAGGAGUCUUUUCACUCACAGAUGCUCAGCAUGAAUCUGAAGCCCUGUGAACAUGUCAUCAUGGAUCCCCACUAUGGUUUGUGCUAAACUCGAUGCUUUGAAGCGUUUUGUGGGUCGGAGGAAAUGAUAGGUCUGUAAAUCAUCUGUCCUUCUCUGGAGCAGUGUCAGAGCACCACACCCGCUUCAUAAUCAUCUUUCUGCUGCACACCAUAAGCUUUUGUACUUUCAAGAAAUGCAGAGGUGAAACUUGCUGAAUUGGGUUUCAUGAGAAUGACACACUUUUCCUGGCUUCUCUAAAUAGAGAUUAUCCUGUCUGGCAAGAAGAGACUAGCUGCGCCAAUUAACUCUUUAUUAUUGCACUCUUAUGGAUGGCUUAGUGUCCGCUCUGUCGAGGAGGGAAACUACACUGUUCUGAGCCUGUUUUUGCUUUUCUGUUUCUGGAAAAUAUGUUGAGUGACUGACCUUUCUUCACCCCUCACAUGCAUAUGAACAUUAUGCAAAGUUAUUGAUUUGAAAUAUCUUUCUUUUUUUAUAAAUAAAGAAUUGAACAGG
Messenger RNA from Osmerus eperlanus (European smelt), 3000 nucleotides. It is a transcript of the gene psen1, whose product is annotated as presenilin 1. Gene Ontology annotation, biological process: protein processing; smooth endoplasmic reticulum calcium ion homeostasis. The record is from RefSeq and is a predicted model, not a curated record. Gene Ontology annotation, molecular function: aspartic endopeptidase activity, intramembrane cleaving; beta-catenin binding; cadherin binding. Gene Ontology annotation, cellular component: plasma membrane; endoplasmic reticulum; nucleus. Lineage: Eukaryota; Metazoa; Chordata; Actinopteri; Osmeriformes; Osmeridae.